CAGCUGGGAAAAGUGUGAACGUGUGGGAAAAACGUGUGACGGAGAAGAUGUAGAAGUCUGAACGUGUGUGUUUGUGGCUUUUGAAUAGUUUUCGCUUCAUAAGUGAAGACGAAAAGGCGAAUAAAGCUGAAGUGUGUCUUCAUCCUGAUAAUAAACAUCAUCAUCCUCUUUUCUCCUCCAGUCUGAAAGGUAGUUGCGAGUGCUGAUGGGGAAUUUUAAAGGCCAUGCACUACCCGGCAGCUUGUUUCUGAUCAGCGGCAUGUGGUGGGCGGUGAAGUACUCGCUGUGGUACGCCACCCGCAGGAACAAGAGCGCUGGUGCAGCCAGACUCACGACACGAGCCGCUCAGCACCGCCUUGAGAUCAUCGAAGGAGCCACGUUGCUCUUCUUCUCUGUUGUCGGAAUGCUAGCAGAACAGUUCACAGUUGAUGGACCGAAGCUCCACCUGUACAACUCGUCCACUCAGCACUGGGACAAACUGAUGAACUGGCAACACACAACCAUGUACCUGUUCUUCGGCCUGGCCGGAGCCACGUCCCUCACCGUCCACAGCACAAGUGCAGCUCCUCUGGCUUUAGAUCGCUUACUGCUGGGCCUCGCUUUCUUCAACGAAGGAUUCUUGUUCCUCUAUCACCUCCAUGGCAGAGACAUGCUGGACGUCCACGUGCACAUGCUCCUGCUGUACGGCGUGUUCGGAGGAGCGCUCGUCUGCCUGCUGGAGGUCUUCCACAGAGGAAACGUUCUGCUGGAGCUGUUACGAGCUGUACUCUGUCUGCUGCAGGGCAGCUGGUUCUGGCAGAUUGCCUUUGUGCUCUACCCCCCCAGCGAGGUGAAGUGGGAUCAGUCGGAUCACAACAACAUGAUGUUUAUUACCAUGUGUUACAGCUGGCACUUGGCCUUCGCUCUCAUCAUUGUGGCUGUAACACACACCACUGUUACAUGCGUGAUACGAUCCAAACUCAGGAGGAUGCCGCCGAUGGAAAUGGGUCUGCUGAAACCACAGGAAAGAGACGCAGACUCUGAAGAUGAGGUUUUAUAAGUAUUUAUCACCCACCUGCUGAGUUUUUACAAAGAACACACUCUCGAGAGUCGACUGGGAUCAGAACCAGUACCAUCAAAGCCAGUGGCAGGGACAGAGCUGACUGCACUGAGAGGCUGAGUGGGAACCACAAGGACUUAUCUUCAGCUGCCAUUACAUUAUGUCUGUUCUCUCUCUCUCUCACUCUCUCCCUCUCUCUCUCUCUCAAAAGGAAUACUUUAGUUAAUUUGAAUCAUAUUCUCUAUCUACUGUAUCUGUAGCUUACAGGAUUUUCACCAUGUUUUCUCUGCGCUUUAACCUGUUUACUGAAAACUUGCAGAUAAUAGAAAGUCUAAGGGCAGAUGUUGAUCUCAAUAAGAAAGUCUAAGGGCAAAUGUUUAUCUCAAUUAAUAUAAAAGUGUAACAGCAGAUGUUGAUCUUAAUGAUAAAGUCUAAGGGCAGAUGUUGAUCUUAAUGAUAAAGUCUAAGGGCAGAUGUUGAUCUUAAUGAUAAAGUGUAAGGGCAGAUGUUGAUGUCAAUUAAUACGAAGGUCUAAGGCCAGAUAUUGUUCUCAAUUAACAUGUCAAUUAAUAUUUAACAUAGUCAUUACACUGGAACAGUCAAGGUGUGAUGAUGUAAAAGGAAAGUCUUACCAAAUCUGUUCUGUCAGUCUUAUGCACAGUACUGUAGAAAGUAUUUUGUGUUACACUAUGCUUUCUACACUAUGCUUUUUUUGUCUUUACAUCAAACGUUAUAUUGAUUUAGAGUUUCACGUACAAACACAGAAACGUGAGAACUUAACAGACAGAGAAAUGCACAAUAAUACUAAUGGAAACAUCAGGGUGUGAACUGAAACUAAUCAAAAAGGGCUUUGGCACAGAACAGGUUAACACAAAGAAAAGCAGACGGGGAACGGAGAGACACAGAUCCAUGAAAAUGUACUAUAACAGUUUGAGCAGUUCAACAGCUGCCCUUAGACUUCUAUUAAGAAUGAGCUUGAAUAAAGUUUUGUGUCUUUUCACCAUGCAGGGAGCCAUAUUAAUAUUAAUAUUAUAUCUAUACUACAGAUAGAGAGAAUAGAUCGUGUUUACUCUUUAAAGAGACUCGCUCUGGUGCAAUCAUUCCUUACCUUUACUAGAAAAUACCAAAGAACCUCUGAUAUUUUGUCUAAAUAAUUUGUUACGAUGAGUGUGUGGUCAGAUACAUACAGUAUUUAUAUGUCACGUUUUCAUGGUUAAUACCAGCAGCUCUAAAAGGGAAAAAAACAGGAGCUCGUUAGGUGUUUAACGACUGCAGUUAGACACGGCGGUGACUAAAUCACUAGCUGUUGAUAUGAGUAUAGAUUUAACUUUUUCCUUUUUGACUCCUCUACCUGUAGGAUAUCACAAGGUUUGGUUCCAUUCUAUUGAAACUUUAGUACCUUCUGAGCAGAAAUAACAUCCAAUCUGGAGAGAAGCUUGAAUUACCAUGUAUUUAUUGACAGAAACUGACCUAUUUGGAUAUUUUGUAAAGAUAUCACCUCAAACUCUGAGGAUUUGAAAGCUUUUUAUUGUUUAACAGUAAUAUUAUAACUGAUGCGUUUUUGCAAAAUGGUGUGUGUAAUGUUCUUGUCUUUAUCAUUAAGCUAGUUUAGUUUUAUUAUUUUUUCCUACACACUGACUGCUUCAUGAUGGCUGUGUUUAUGAAAAAAA
Tachysurus vachellii is the source of this 2709-nucleotide messenger RNA. RefSeq names its product transmembrane protein 45a (gene tmem45a). The transcript is spliced from 6 exons. Bases 206 to 1039 code for a protein of 277 amino acids. The record is from RefSeq and is a predicted model, not a curated record. NCBI's taxonomy places the organism in Eukaryota, Metazoa, Chordata, Actinopteri, Siluriformes, Bagridae.